AUGAGUUCUCUUCUGCACCUGAUAUCCUCCCAUGUGAAAAGAGCCCGCGCUUCCGGCCUGAGGAAGCAGACAGACCCCGAUAAGCGUGCCACCUUCAGGCAUAGGGUGUUUCCGUCUUCUUCCUCGUUGUCCGUUGUCGCGAAAGUUAAGAACCCAAUACCCACCUCGACGCCAUGGGAUCUCCUUCCGGUAGAGCUUCAGAUUAUAAUAUUCGCACACUGCGGGAUCGCGGAUCUUCUCACGCUGAAGUUGGUUUGCAAAGCCUUCAAUCAAGUACUCAGUACGCAUGAACAAUUGAUUGCGCGGCAAUACCUCCGCCAGCGCCGACACGGGACUCUCCCGGCCCCGCUAGACGAUCAAAGAAUAUAUACCUGGAAACCGGAGGACGAUGUAGUCCUCUUGUCGGACCUUUUCCCGCCAACAAUGAGUGCAAAGGGUGGUCAACUGUGUACCUUCCGCUAUUUAUCUAGUUUUCACCGGCGGGAGAAGCUCUGUUCAAGACUGUGCUAUUACCUUGCAGACCGGAUCGUGAAACGAUUUGCUGAUGUCGAGUCGACGUUUAUGAAAACCUCGUUCCCUUCGAGAACCAAACGUGCGGAAUUUAUAAGGAAGGCAAUCGUGAGGGUCUGGUCUUAUCUUUCACCACUCAUGUACUAUACCUUAUACUUCCUCGAGUCGUAUGCAGAUGCCAGACGCGAGCAGACCAACAUCCUUUUGCGCGCCUUCGAGGCUGGAAGACUACCUGUCCCAAUACCGCCAGAUGUCCGCAAGAAUAUGUACCUGGAAUUACAAAGAAAGAUCAUCCAAACACCCCCAUUCACAGACACAUCUACACUCAUAUCGACCAAUCAUUGUAUGCGGCUCCUGGUCUUGUGGUUGCGGGACACCGUACCUCCGGACGAACCGAAUAUCUCAGACGACAGUUGGAUUGGCUCACUGCUGACUGUGUCACCUUUCCAACGUAUCGUGGAAUAUUUCUCGGCGGAAAUAGGAGACGGUGGCAAUCAGCGAGUGCAGCGCAGGGUCUUUAUGCGCAACUUCCACAACGAUAUCACGUUGACUGAAAAUGAUGAAAUGAACUCGCGGGUGUUCGAGAGCGCACCUAACGUGCACCUUCAUCGCUCGGUCCAGGAUGUCUGGUUUGAUGUGGCUGCAGCCGAAUUGGAAUCGCGAAGAGCAAUCAACCACAAGAAAGAACGCGUGAUGCUUCACCCUCAAGUGCCUUUCCUAUUCGGUUGUCCCGAUUGCAAGCCUGGACUAUCCGAUGGAUGGUAUACUCUGCAAAAUUCGGAUGUCACGGUUCCUGAUGGAAAUUAG
Molecule: messenger RNA, 1317 nt
Organism: Aspergillus puulaauensis
Lineage: Eukaryota; Fungi; Ascomycota; Eurotiomycetes; Eurotiales; Aspergillaceae
Exons: 3
Coding region: 1-1317 (438 amino acids)
Molecular function (GO): protein binding
Source: RefSeq, a predicted model, not a curated record